Molecule: messenger RNA, 792 nt
Organism: Plasmodium cynomolgi strain B
Lineage: Eukaryota; Apicomplexa; Aconoidasida; Haemosporida; Plasmodiidae
Exons: 2
Coding region: 1-792 (263 amino acids)
Source: RefSeq, a predicted model, not a curated record
AUGGCCAUGAUAAUACAUUUAACGAGCGAAAUUAUAAAAAUACAGAACGAAUGGGAAAAAGACAAAAAGGAGGAAAAAGCAAAAGAGAGCAGUAGCCUUAACGGAAAAACGAACAGCUGUGUGAAAUGGAAUUACUAUCUGAAUAGCAAAAAUAACCCCCUAAAAUGCUUCGUCUAUGUGGAUGUGCCGGAAGGAACAGUGAUGUUAAAGCCAGAAAAGAUAGACGACAAAAAAAAAAAUUUCCUAAUUUCAAUCAGUGCUUUAAAUGAUAUCAGAAGGAAUAAUAAAGAUAUACUAAAAAACAUUUAUUUUAAAAAACAUAAAAUAACCUUUGACCACAUAUAUCGAAAUAGCAAUUGCAUAACGUUAUUGGUUAGUAGAUUUAUUGACCACCCUUACCUUCUCAACACGUUGUCUUUUUUUUGUUUAACUUCUUGUGGCUACCUUCUGACUGAUGUGUUUUGUCAAGGGGUUCUUCAUUUAUUGAGUAGUGAAAUAAUUUGGAACCCCCUUGUAUACAACGUAUGGUGUAACGUAUAUUACACGACUUUGCCUUUGAAGCUUUAUUUGGCCAAACAGACCUACUCCUACGGAAGAGUCGCCUUCGAUUUUUUUGUCAAUUACGUAAGAUCUAAAUUAAUUAGGUUAGAAACUGCGUUAAUAAAUUCUUCGUUGAAGCGGAAAGUAGACUUAGACACUCGCGAGGAAAACAGAUAUGACGAUAGAAUAUUUUUCAUCUCAACUCAGUGUGACAUUUCGGACGAGGAAGAAGAAGACUUCACGUACAUUUGA